UACGGGCAUUUCAAACCUACAUUUUGUGCUUUCAAUAUGGCGGCUCCCAUAUUGAAAUGGAAGCGGGUAACAAAUACUUCAGGACCAUGUCCAAGACCGCGCCAUGGACAUCGUGCAGUGGCCAUAAAGGAUCUAAUGAUUGUAUUUGGUGGUGGAAAUGAAGGAAUAGUGGAUGAAUUGCACGUAUACAACACUUCUGCCAAUCAGUGGUUUGUACCGGCGGUGAGAGGAGACAUCCCGCCAGGCUGUGCUGCUUACGGCUUCAUCUGCGAUGGUACCAGAAUUCUUGUGUUCGGUGGAAUGGUGGAGUAUGGAAAGUACUCGAAUGAACUGUAUGAGCUUCAGGCGUCCAGAUGGGAAUGGAAACGACUCAAACCCAAAGCACCGAAAAGUGGUCCUCCUCCCUGUCCUCGGCUUGGUCACAGUUUCACCCUCUUGGGGAACAAAGGAUAUUUGUUUGGAGGCCUUGCCAAUGACAGUGAAGAUCCAAAAAACAAUAUUCCCAGGUACCUGAAUGACCUCUACACCCUAGAACUUCGACCCUUGUCAAACCAGCUGUCAUGGGAUCUCCCCUCUAUUGUGGGCGUGCCCCCGCCUCCCCGUGAGUCACAUUCAGCCGCUUCAUACGCAGAGAAAGAUGGCAGGAGGCCACGUCUCUUCAUUUACGGUGGUAUGAGCGGCUGCAGAUUGGGUGAUCUUUGGAUGCUUGAUGUUGAAUGCAUGGCAUGGGUACAGCCUACUAUUUCAGGCAUGCCUCCACUGCCUAGAAGUCUGCACUCAGCUACAGUGAUUGGCAACCGUAUGUUUGUGUUUGGAGGAUGGGUGCCACUGGUCAUGGAUGAUGUCAAGGUGGCCACACACGAGAAAGAGUGGAAGUGCACAAACACACUGGCUUCACUGAAUCUGGAAACAAUGACAUGGGAACCUUUGGCCAUGGAAGUUUUUGAGGAUGCUUUGCCCAGAGCUAGAGCAGGCCACUGUGCUGUGGCUAUCAACACCCGUCUCUACAUUUGGAGUGGUCGAGAUGGCUACAGGAAAGCUUGGAAUAACCAGGUUUGCUUCAAGGAUCUCUGGUUCCUUGAGACAGAAAAGCCACCAGCCCCUUCCAGGGUCCAGCUGGUGCGCGCCAGCACAAACACACUGGAGGUGUCAUGGGGCUCGGUGCCCACUGCGGACGCCUACCUGCUCCAGCUGCAGAAGUACGACCUGCCCCCGUCCACCUCAGCGGCCACCAGCACCACCUCGGCUGCUGCCACCACCCCCGCCAUCACGGCUGCCCCGGCCACCCCCACCACACCCACCCCCGCCCCCGUCACUCCUACAGCAGCCGUCACACAGACCAGGCCCCAGUUCCAAGUGACUGGACAGCCUGGCAUUGUCCGCACACCCACGGCCGGCCUGCCCAUUCGCACCCUGACCACUGUGGUCUCCCCCCUGCCCAUGACCCUCGGCCAGUCUCCACAGACCAUCAAAGUGACGACAGCACCUCGCAUCCGCGCUCCGAUGACCAUCACUCCCGUGUCCAACACCAUCCGCGUUGCCACCCCACAGCUCCCCACCAUCAGCCAGGGUGUUCAGAGGGCUGGAGCAGUUGUUGCCACAACUUCUGGCAGUAUGUCUGGCAUAGCCGCCCUGGCUGCUGCAGCGGCUGCAACUCAGAAGAUCCCCGGUACUCCAGCCAGCGCCACGACAACACCAGCAUCUGGCAUCAAAGUUGUCACACCGACAAUUGUUACACCAGGUGGCAUGAAGGUGACUCCUGUUGCUGGGAAACUGCCAGGUAGCACCUUGGCCCCUGGCACACAGACCGUGAGAGUGGCCCCAACAGGCGCCACCAUCCUCAAGACGCCUGGCUCGGCCACAAACAUCGCUGGCAAGCAGAUCAUCACCGUCCACAAAGCUGGAAACACCGGCUCCAGCCAGUCGCAGAUAGUGACGCUGGUGAAGACCACACAGGGCAUGGCUAUGGCCAGUCCCAAGAACCCCCUGCCACAAGGGGCUACCAUCGUCAAGCUGGUCACCACACAGGCGGGAGGGAUCAGCAAGCCGGCCACAGUUCUGUCCACUCAGUCCAGCUCGGGACAGACACCCACCAUCCUGGGCAUCAGCAGUGUCCAGCCAAAUUCGAGUCCCGGACAGAAGACGCUGACCACCAUGAUCAGAACUAUCCCAACCUCCAUGCUGUCCAUGGCAAAGAGCGGUAAUCAGGCCAUCAAUGCCGCAGGAGUGACCACCACACAAGUCGGCACCAAGACUAUUGUUAUCGCAGCCCCCAAGGGCAGCACGGGCAGCCUGAAUCAGCCCACCAAGAUCAUCACAAGUGUGCCCAAGCUGGCGGGCCAGUCUGGUAAUACACAGUUCAUCGUGGUCAGCCCCCAGAGUGUGGCGGGAGCUGUGGCAGCAGGCAACAAGCCAGCUCAGGUGUCGGCCAUCUCAUCCGGAGGGAACAUCAUCUCUCAGGCUGGCAAACCCGUCAUCACAGUCAUUUCUGGAGGCUCCACAUCUGGUACGCCCUCAGUGACUCCAGCCACUGGUCACACCCUGGGCACUUCCCCGGCCAUGCGUGUGGUCAACAGCAACGCUUCCACCAUCUCCCUCAUUACCCAGGCCACCAGUGAGGCCGGAUCAGGGGCCGCCACAGCCACCAUUGGUGGCCGCCAGAUAGUGACAGUCCCUGCAGGCCAGGCCGGUUUGACGGGUGCCAAGGGUCCCGUCCAGAUCACCAUCACUCCCGCCAACCGUGGCAACAUCUCCACGGUCACACUUCCCUCGUGCAUACGUCAAGUAGCUAAACCGGUCGUGGUGGGGAACCCAUCGGCCAACGGCACUCAAGUUGUCAGUCUCGGCGGAAUGGGCACGGCUCAAGUUGUGGCGGUGAACCCGGCCCCUGCUGCCAUGGCAGACCAGGCUCAGGUGGCAGAGGCUGUUGGUGAGGCUGGAGAGGGUGACGGCCAGCAGGUACUGCAGCAGUUUGAUGGAGCCGCCGAUGACGAUUGUCUGGAGACGGUAAUUGUUGACGAGGAGUUUACCGAAGACGAGAGCCAGUAUAUCACAUCGCCAGAUUUUUGUCUGGAUGGUUGUGUCGAAGAAGAUGACACAGAGUUCCGGGUUGAGGACACAUACAUGUUCCCAGACACGGGGGAUCAUGGGUAUGCAUAUACGCAUGAGGACAGGUACGACAGUGAUGAAGACUUUCAGAUGCCUCAGUUUGACGGUGCUGGCGAGGAAGGAGGUGAGGACGAUAAGGAAGGAGAGGAGGGUGUGAAACAGGAAGGAGAAGAAGGAGGCGCGGACCAGCCGCAGGAAGCAGAGCAAGAACAGGCGGAAGGCGUGGUUGGUGAGGCAGGCGAAGAGGCCAUGGAGGGUGAGGGCGCUGCGUCAGGGGAGGUCCAGCCUCCGGCUGAGGAUGCUAUGGAGGAAGGUGAUGGUGGUGUGGCGGGAGGUCUCGAUGGUCUGGUAAACCCCGCAGUCGCAGCCGACUCCACUAAUGGCGCGGAGAGUCAGCAGCUGACCGAGGCGGAGUUACAGCAGCAGGCAGAGAGUGCUCUAGAGGCGUUGGCCGAGGCGGGCGGUGUGCUGGGUGACCAGGCCGUCAUGGACAACCUAGAGGGGGUCCUGGCCCAGCAGGCACAAGCGGCCCUGGAUGCGGCCAAUCAGGCGGCCACAGCCCAGGCGCUGGGUGAGUUGGCGGCGCAACACGCUGCUGAAACCCCCGAGGAGUUGGGAGAUGUCAAGCCAGAAAUAAAUGAAGAGGCGGCACCGACAGCUGACCACUCGACGGGUACAGAUACGCCCAUGGACACUGACGCAGCAGACCUGGUCCCUAAGGAAGAACCUCCGGACGAGGCUCUGGCAUCCCUUGCUCAGAGUCUCGCCAACGCUGCCAAUGGUGGUGCAGACGGAUCUGAUCCCUUAGCGACACUGGCAUCAGCUGCCAUGUCAUCAGCCCCAGUGACGACGUUAAAAACCUCAGACGCCAGCGUGGGUGUGAACAACGACGUGGGGCAGGAGGAGGCUCGUCACGAGGUCAAGCAGGAGAAAAUUGUUGUGAAGCGGGAUGCCCAGCAGUGGUUCGACGUGGGCUUUAUCAAGAGCACCUCUUGCACUGUCUCCCACUACCACCUCCCCUCAGAGAACGGCCAGGGCAACACUGAUGUGAGUGACAUUGACGUGGUGAAUGUGCCAGACCACAGUGUCCUGAAAAGACAAGAGUUGCAGCCGGGCACUGCCUACAAGUUCCGUGUGGCUGGCAUCAAUGCGUGUGGCCGGGGGCCGUUCAGUGAGGUGUCUGCCUUCAAGACUUGUCUGCCUGGUUUCCCUGGAGCGCCUUCUGCCAUCAAGAUCAGCAAGAGCAGCGACGGUGCGCACCUGUCCUGGGAGCCUCCCCAGAACACGGCGGGCAAGAUCAUAGAAUACAGUGUCUACUUGGCCGUACGCAAUCAAAACACGGAGACCAAGCCCGGCACACCUGCACAGCUUGCGUUUGUGCGCGUGUUUUGCGGGCCCCUUCCCUCCUGUGUGGUAGCCAACUCAUCUCUCACCUCUGCUCACAUUGACUACACCACCAAGCCAGCCAUCAUUUUCCGCAUCGCAGCUCGCAACGAGAAGGGCUAUGGACCCGCCACACAAGUCAGGUGGCUGCAGGAUGCCUCACAGAGUCCUUCAGCUGGUGGGAAGGCUGUCAAAAGACAAGGGUCAGAGAAUGUCAAACCAGGGUCAAUGGUGAAGAAACUGAAGGUGGAGGACGGUGAGAGCUAGGUGAGGUGUCCCAGGCAAGAACCCAUUCCCUGUGUUUUUAUACCAACGAGCUCAUCCUCCUUCGUGAUUUUGUGAAAGCUUCGGUCCCCCGCACCAAUGGAUGGUCGUCGGGCCAGGAAUAAAGUGGCCUUGACCAUGUUGUUGCAAUGCCUGUAUUGUGUGUUGGGGUUGGUGGGUGGUGAUGAUUUUUUCAGUCUGAUAUCUGUGCAUAUCUCCCCCCUUCGUUUUUAACCUCUAUGAAAAUGCUGCAAACUACUGGGCCUUUGUUUUUGAAGGCUUACAUCUGUUGUACCAGCCUACACUUUCUUGACAGUUGUUACUUUUGUUGUUGUUUUGUUUUUAAGUCAGUCAGUUUUGAGAAAUUCACUGUAUUGUAACAUGAUGCUAUUGUGAAAUAUGUGAUUUGUCCUUGAAGUUUUUUGUUGUUUUUUUCUUCCUUCUGCUGCUCAACUAGAGUAACGGUCUUCACCUGCUAUACUUAGUUUUUCUUACUUAAUAGUUGUCAGCUUUUUUUUCAAUUCUUAGAGGAACAUUCACACAGACACUCAUACUUCCGCAAUGUUCAGUUACACCAUUCCUGUUUCUAUCUGCAUUCUGAAAAGGUUUCAGACCAGGUGGUAAACAAACUUUAACAGAAGAACAACAGCAUUCAUGGGUUGAUGGUGCUGUAAAGAUGUAGUAUGUAAUGUACACUCAGUUGUCCCAUUUGUUCAGUGGCUGGCUAUUCCUAUCGGGGGUUUUUUUGGAAGGAGCUGUGUCGUGCUUCCUUCUUCCAUUGCUCGAUUAGUUCAACUUGACUUGAGAUUCUGAUCUUCAGCUGCUUUACACUUCUUGUUAUUGAACUUGCUCUAAGUCCUGAUCCAGUCAUGAUGGGAAGCGUUAGGUUUCAAACAGGAGAGUUCUUCUACGUGGGAUGCUUUGUCUUCUUCAUGUAAAUGCUCAUGUGUUUCUACGGCCGAUGGCUUGGCUUUGUGUGGGGAUUGCUCCAGAUGAUAAAAUAUAUCAGUGGCCCAAGAGCGACUGUGCCAUUGCAUACAUUGUUGUUUAUGGUCUACAUUGUUUUGCAAAAUAGUAUGGAGAUCCUAUUUUGUUUACUUUGGUAUGGAUUUGUGCAGCGCAAUGCUCUGUUUUAUUGUUGCCACACCUGUACAUAUUGUUGUUGACUAGUGUUGUACAUAAUUGUUCAAAUUUUCAAACCUGAUUUGCAAAUGGUGUGCCCUGUCAUUUGAUAUCGAGUGACACUUUGUGUUCAUUCACAAAUUUAAGAUUUGUAUUUUUAUUUCUUCCAAACUUUUAACUCACAAUAUCGUUGGUGGAAAAUUGACAGGACAUUUUGCAACGGUACAUAAAGUAUGUAAUAAUGGUGUCCUUAUGCGGUACUAUCGCUUCGAUAGUUGAAAAGGUGUCCGGAGAAGAAAGUUCACCAUUUCCCCUGGCGCAGUUGAUAAGCGACGUCAUCAGCCUGUCACAAUUUCACGUUUUGACCAGAUCGAUACUUGUGCUGUAUUUUUGUAGGUGAGUCGGAUCUUGUGCAAAAAUGUGUAAAUCAUGAAUCGACUGGGUCGAGAUUGUUUGUAAUGUUUCCGAGUGAACCAAUGUUGAUAUCUUUUUGUCAUGUUUCUUAUUGCAACAAAUGUACUUUUUAGAUAUAUCAGCACCGUUGCCGUUCCACCACCACUCAAAGUAAAAACCAAAUAGUUUGAAGCCUGAGUCUGUAAUGUUCCCUGAAGAGAAAUGAUCGAGGAUUUUUUUUUCUGCGACAAAAUUACCGUUUGUUGCAUGCCUUCCAUAUUCCCUUUCAAGUCCAAGAAUGGCAGAAGUAUUGGUGACAUUGUCACAGAAAAAUGAAGUAGCUCACAUAAGGAGGUCCUGGCUAGUGUAGCUUUGACUGACCCCUGUUGCUGUUGCUGCGUCUCACACUUCCAUUGUAGAUUUCACCCUUCUUUUCUCUGGAAAGAAGGUGACAAUUCAUUCAUUGAUGACUCUCGCUGUAAAAGGGACUUGUCUAGAUUUGUGCGUACUGCAGUGUCUGGGAAUCUAAGGGUCAUUGUCAGAACAUCCUCUGCUCAUUGUUUCAUUUAUUGUUGGGAUUCCUAGUUUCGUUUCCAUUGUUUCAUUAUCAUCAUAAUAGAUUUCAUUUACCCUUGAAUAGUAUCACGUGUGUCGGUUUGUUCCUAAUUCUUUCAACUUCUUUGGUCUUCUUGUGCCCGUCUCUCUUUUUCUCUUGUGUUGGUGUUGCUAUUGUUUUUUUCAACGGUGCUUCCUUUCUUGACACACUGAGUUUGGGUUUUUCGCUCGUCGCUCCCCGCCUUUUCUCGGAACUCCCAGCUAUAUGGUCCUGUUUAUAAGCCAGGGAUGUCCUGAGGCCAGGCUGUGAUGGGCUUGAGGUGUGUGUUGUUUAUUAUUCAUCCAUGUGUAUACCCAUAAGCUUUUUGCUGUCGUUUUCAUGAGUAUACUGAUGGUGACUAUGUCCCAUGGGGCUGGGGGAAGUGAGGCCGGCGACGUUUGAGUGUCCUCUGAAAAGAGGUAGACAAAUAUGGAAAGGCCACUGGUGGUUCUGUAUAGAGGAAAGUUGUCGUGUCAUUUCCAGUGCAGGGAGCUUAUUUUCUCUUAUUAUCGAAUUUUACAGUGAGGCGGGUUGUUUUUUUUAAUGAGUUGUGAGAGGGAAAUGGUAUCGGUGUCAGGGUUUUUUUCCUCCGGUUUCCUUGCCUUGCAGUGUGCACUAUUGAGACCAAGAUUGUUAAAUGGGUCUAUGUAACCUGAAACUCAAAGGUUAUUUCUUGUGUCUCACUCAGUAUGUAGAGUUGUAGCUGAGCUGUUUGUGAGACAAAUUCAGUGGCACCUCUCUUAGUGCAGAUGUACUUAGUGUACCCGUCAUCUCUUCUGUGGAAUGUUUCAUUGUCCUGGUUGCUUACAUUGGGUGGGGGGGUUUUUUAAUUGUGAAAUUUAUAGUUCCUUUUUAGUGUGUCUCAUUGUAUCGCUAACAAAUAUACAUUGACAUCUGAACCUUUCACUUCAUCAUAGAACACAGAAUGGAGAAAAUGGCCAGAUUUUCUUGUUAUGGUUGAAUAAGAUUUGUGUUGUCCUUUUGAAGAAUGGCAUGCAAACAAUAUAGCUUCAUUUACUUUUUAAUAAAAAGACUGUUUUAAUAGAUUACAUCUUUGUACAAGUAUUAACUAAAGAGAAGUUUGUUGAAGCUUGAUAUCUUUACUACGCAUGUGUCAUGUGAUUUGAGCCAACACUUUCGUGACCAGGGUGGUUUCUGUUUGCCGUGGUUAUCCUUUCCCCUCAACUUUCAUGUAGUACUGUUUGCUUCUUGAUAUUAUUUUGUUAGUAAGAAGCAAGCAGUGUUUUAUGCAAUGGUUACUUGUAAGGUUCUUACAGUGAACUUAUUCUUUUAGAAACAUAUGGGGAAAAAACAACAUAAAAUGUGUGCUCCUGUCCUUUAAAAAAUUCUGCAACAGGAAUCUACUCUCUCUUUUGCGGGUUUUAUUUUGUUUUCUUCUGUUGCAGUCCCUUUUUUACUAUCCUGAUUUUCCGUGUCAUUUUAUUUGCCAAGAUUCAGUAAAUUAUUUUGUUCAUAGACCAGUUGUUGAUUUCAGAAGUCAUAAAUCUUUGUUUUGUUUGUCAUUUUUAACAUAAGACUAGGGCAAUAACUCGCUGAAAUGCUGACAUAAAAAAAAAACUCUUCUGUGAAUGGAAUAAAAGCAUGUUUCUACCUUUGUUCUACCCUAGUAUCAUAGAAAUUGGGUUGUUCUCAAAUGUUGCAACCCUGGAAUUUCCAAGAAUUGCUAGGUAAAUUGGCUCAAAGGUUUGUAAAUAUGUAAGUAGUCAUUGAUCAUAAUACCAUUUUAUUGUCAUUGUUUUUUUCCAUGCUUCAUGUUGCUGUAUAGACCACUGUUAUCAGUUGCAUAUAUUGAUUUUUUUUAGUCUUCUAUGAUAAAGCAAUUUUAUGGAGGGGCUGGCAUGGUGUUUGAUAAAUAAAAAGUUGAUCAACUUUUUGUUCGAUGGAGAAAGUGCACACUUUUCCCGCUCCUUCCAUCUGGGAUUCAGGUCUCUCUUACUUAGAAGUCUAAUUUAGGACCAAUUCUUGGUGUAGCUGAUAGGUUUGUGUGGCUUUGCAGCCCUCACAUGCUGAAGCUGGGGACUUUCACCGAUGUUACUCGUUUGCGUGGAAUAAAUUGGAAGAGUUUGUUUGAUAAAUGCUUACUUUUAGAUUUGGUGGUUUGAUCGUCUUGUACUUGAAAGGUUUCUAUUGUCAUUGCUUCAAUGUCAUACUGUGUGCGUAUGACUAUGGUGUCCUUGCGGACAGUGGGCUCACAUUACCACGUCUCUGUGCUUAGUAUUAGUAACAAGCAAUGUCAUCUCUCUCUGUCUCCAGUCUGGGGGUGACAACUACCUUUUUGUGUCAAUGGGGGCGCAAAAAACACCUAAAUUAAAAAAAAAA
Molecule: messenger RNA, 9205 nt
Organism: Aplysia californica (California sea hare)
Lineage: Eukaryota; Metazoa; Mollusca; Gastropoda; Aplysiida; Aplysiidae
Product: host cell factor 1
Exons: 22
Coding region: 37-4758 (1573 amino acids)
Biological process (GO): regulation of DNA-templated transcription; chromatin remodeling
Cellular component (GO): histone methyltransferase complex
Molecular function (GO): protein binding; transcription coactivator activity
Source: RefSeq, a predicted model, not a curated record